This is a messenger RNA of Mus musculus (house mouse), 3771 nucleotides long. RefSeq names its product solute carrier family 66 member 2 (gene Slc66a2). The transcript is spliced from 5 exons. NCBI's taxonomy places the organism in Eukaryota, Metazoa, Chordata, Mammalia, Rodentia, Muridae. The record is from RefSeq and is a predicted model, not a curated record. The coding region runs from base 2263 to 2829 and encodes 188 amino acids. Gene Ontology annotation, cellular component: membrane; cytosol.
UGGAGUGGGGUGACAGGAUGAGAAGUAAUAAAGCUAGUUAGCAACAGGAAGGCUCCCUUGACUUGCUUGUGGGGAAAGCCUUCUGUUACAUUUUUCUCCGCCUCUUUUUGUUUGUUUCAACAUCAGGUUUUUCUAGGUAGCUCUGGUUGUCCUGGAACUUGCUUUGUAGACCAGGCUGGCCUCGAACUCACAGAGAUCCACUUGUCUUUGCCUGCUGAGCACUGGCAUUAAAUGUGUACGGCACCACUGCUAGAUUCUUCUGGACUUCUUAGGUGGGAAGUCAGACUUUUCCCUGUAAACUCAGGUGGAGCCUGUUUUUCUAACCCUGAGCCAGCUUCCUCUUUUUCAUUUGCAUUCUGUUGAGGAAGUUGAACAAUUUUGAACAAUUGUUUAUUUAUUUUAACAAUUGUUGAAGCCCUGCUUACUUGAGGGUUUUGGUAUUGCUUUGAGACUGGGUUUCACUCUGUAGCUCUGGCUGUCCUGGAGCUCACUAUGUAGACCAAGUUGGCUUUCCAAGAGCUCAGGCGCCAUCAUGGUCAGAUGACUUUUCAAAGGAAAUUACAAAAAGGUUUCCUUGCUGCAUGCUAAGAUAAACAUGUCUGUAGUUUUCCUUCUGGGCCUAUCCUAAGCCCUCCAUGCACAUAGAAAGGCUGUUGAUGCAUUCUCCUGAAGGUAGCCAGCUGCCUGCAGAAGCCAGGGAGAAGGGAUCCAAGAGAGCUGGUGUCAGAGUUCUUUGCUUUUGACUUUUUGUUUACUGUUGGAAAUGGCCCGAGUUUCUACUAACUAGUGUUAUAAAGUCAAUUUGAUUGAUGGGUCAGCAGGGUGACUCAAUGGGUAGAGGAGCUUGCUGCUAACCCUGAGUUCCUUCUCAUGGUAGAAGGAGAGACUCAACUCCUGCUGGUUUGCCUCUGACCUCCACUCAUGCACCACAACACAUGCGCAUAUACACGUAAGGAAAGAAAUGCCGUAAAUCUACAUUAAAUAAAUAAAACACACCCACUUUGUAUAGUUUAGUGAGCUGUGCCAAAGGUGUCCACCCUGAAUUUAUGAGUAGGGAAUUCGCUCUGCACUUUUGCAUUCUGUCCCAGCACUGGGCCCCCUUUAUCUCAUGAGUGGGUUCUUGCCUGCGUCAGUUAGGAGGUUGGCUAGUGAGCUGACUCGGAAGUGAAGUAAGUUGGCAGCAAUGAACGAUGCCACCUUGCUCUUUGCCUGGGGUCAGGUGACUUCUGAGGAAUGGGUCAUUGAGGUCUCGAUUAAAAAAAAAAGCUGGAGACUUGCAUUUCAAAGAUUCCACCCCUUUGCUUUCCCCUGAGAGGAGGGUGGAGGUCCCGAGCUGGGCUGUGACUGUGGCUGGGCUCCGAGAAGUAGCCUUAGUUACAUCUAAGCAGCUCCUUCAUUAUAACUGUGCUCAUACUAUCGGUAGCUCCGGGUGCCCAGGAUGGACCUUUGAUUUCAGGCAGGCUGCCCAGUGUAGCCCAGUUUAACUCACUGUUUAACUUACGUAGGGGCAGGAUAUUUACUUUCAGGAUUGAGGAAUACAUUUUCUCCAAGUCCUGAAGUAGGACUACUGACAUGGUUUGGAGAUAACCAGAAGUGAGGCCAUUUUCUUUGUGUGCACUGGUGGAGAGGGAAACUAAGACUGGUCCGCUCGCCUGUUGUGCUGGGGCCUCUGAGAAGACCUCAAAUACUUUUCACUGUGGGGGCUGGGCUGUCUUCUAUGCAUGCCAAACAUGGUCCACAAAUUGUGUUUUCAGUACAACCCAUGUCCCUAAGUGUUCUGUGCUACCCAGGGCUCCUGUGGGCACUGUACACAGGGGCUCAGUUUCUCAGUAUAUUCUAGAAGACCGAGGAAGAGAGGAGCCGAGGGUCAUGGCCUUCCUGAGCGUUUCAUUUUGCAAAGUAUCUUUGCAGACUUUCACAGGAUGAAAGUCAGAGGUUUGGACCGUGUCUGGAACAUGGCUGCCCAUCUGUAGAGACCCUGCUGCUCCAAAACCAUGUGCUGGCCCUGCUGUGCUUCUCCACAGUGCCUUCUGCAGCGCCGUCUAGACAUCCCUGUCCAGAUUCCACAGCUCGGCAUCCUGUUAGAUUUCACAUAGCCGAAGGCUGUAGUGUCGGGUGCUUCGUUGGGAGCAAUGACUGGAGCGAUACACCCCUUCCCCAUUUACACAACGCCUCCCACAGUGUGGAGAGCAGGUCCUGAAUGUGAUAGAUUCCAGGUUCGGAAGGCACUUCGAGUCCCCGCUCCUGUGGCAGAGCAUAGUCAUGAUCCUUACGAUGUUGCUCAUGCUGAAGCUCUGCACCGAGGUCCGCGUGGCCAAUGAGCUGAACAUCAAGCGCCGCUCCUUUGCAGCCACAGACAGUAAGGAUGAAGAACUCAGAGUGCCCCCCAGGCGGCCCUACCUGGACUUUGAUCCUCACCACUUCUGGCACUGGAGCAGCUUCUCAGACUAUGUGCAGUGUGUCCUGGCCUUCACGGGCGUGGCGGGCUACAUCACCUACCUGUCCAUCGACUCGGCUCUGUUUGUGGAGACGCUGGGCUUCCUGGCUGUGCUGACUGAAGCCAUGCUGGGGGUGCCACAGCUGUACCGAAACUACUGCCACCGCUCCACGGAGGGCAUGAGCCUCAAGAUGGUGCUCAUGUGGACAAGUGGUGACACCUUCAAGACGGCCUACUUCUUGCUCAACGGCGCACCUCUGCAGUUCUCAGUCUGCGGUCUACUACAGGUCAUGGUGGACCUGGUCAUCCUGGGGCAGGCCUAUGCCUUUGCUCACCACCCCCAGAAGCCAGCGGCCCAUGCAGUGCACCCUGCCAGUACCAAGGCUCUCUGAGGAAUCUAGGGAGAACAAGGACAUGUGACCGACCAGCCGUGGGUGCUGCGUCCCAGUCUGUGCUUCUGCACUGGGGAGACUGGCCCUGUGCACUCCACAGAUGGGCCAGGUGUAGGCAGAGAUUAAGUUGAGUGCCGCGUCCCCAUCAGCCUUCAGGUGGGGGGACUCGGGGUCAGUGGAGCUAGGGCUGGCUCUGUGGUGUUUUUGAGGUGAUAGAAAAGGCAGGCGUCUGGCCUUACCUCCUCCAGAAAAACACUGGCCUGAUCCUGAAAUAGGGUUGUGCCACUGAGCAAGAUGGCAGGUACAGGAAGCAGCUGAGUUCCUUCCUCUCAGCCAGCUUCCCACAGUGAGCCACUGUCUCCUAGCAGAGCUGGUGGCACUUUAGGGAGUGUGUAGUCAUGGCUGCAGGUGGCUUGUCUGUCCUCAAGCUCUGCCCUGUCUUGCCCUUGUAUGCCAUAGCUAUGUCUGCUGCACCUGUGGGUGAUGGAAGCUGCUGGCCUGACACUGGUCACUGUAUUUUGCUCCUCUCUGAGCUCAUCUUGAGAUCAUGUUACACUUGCCAGCCUUGUGCUGACCUGGCUGGCUCCUGGGUCCAGAAUGUUCUAGAUGCUUCUAUAUAACAGUCUCUUCCCUUCUGCUGGGCAGAAGAACUUCUUGUGCACACGACGAGGACGAUGCCAUCCAGUUAGCACAAUAGCUCUGACGGUCAUGGUGGCUCGCCAGAUGGCCGAAGAGUCCACACUGUGCCACCUUUUGGCUUCCCUCGGAUAUUCUAAGUUGUGUGAGCGAGAUUCUUGCUUACUCUUUGGCCUGUAAGAUGCUUGUGAGAUGUUUAUUUUUAAAAAAAAAAAAAACGAAGGAAGAUGUCUGUAGUGGUGAUUACCUCCAAAAUAAAUGCCAUUGAAGGCAGCCCUGGCUGCUGAAUAAACUGAACAUGCUUCA